Molecule: messenger RNA, 1620 nt
Organism: Serpula lacrymans var. lacrymans S7.9
Lineage: Eukaryota; Fungi; Basidiomycota; Agaricomycetes; Boletales; Serpulaceae
Exons: 15
Coding region: 1-1620 (539 amino acids)
Molecular function (GO): iron ion binding; monooxygenase activity; heme binding
Source: RefSeq, a predicted model, not a curated record
AUGAGCGUCAUAUCUUGGUCCAUCUUGAGCUUGAUUGUGCUGCUUGCAGUUACUGCACGCUAUCGUGUACAGCGUCGCUCCAUCAAGGACAUUCGAGGACCCGCUUCGCCCUCUCGAUUAUUAGGUCACGAAAUGCAGUUUCGCCACGAAGAGGAAAUGGGCGAUGUUCAAUUCCAAUGGCUUCGCCGGUAUGGUGCCACUUGGCGUACGCAAGGAUGCUUUGGAGAGGAUGUGUUGUGGACAGUAGACCCAAAGGCUCUUCAGUAUAUCUUCCAUACAUCUGGAUAUCGGUUCCCGAAGACCAAGGCAAUAGAUCAAUCUGCAAAAAUCUUCACGGGUCGAGGUAUUCUUACGGUUAAAGGUGAUGUUCACCAGCGUCAGAGGAAGAUCUUGAGUCCUGCCUUUUCCGCGGGGCAAUUGCAUACAUUCCUACCGAUAUUCAGACAGUUGGCUUCUCAUCUUAGUCAGAAGUGGAAGGAUGAACUGGAGGCCAGCGUGUCUCACGAAAGUGCUGUCAUCAAUGUCCCUCAAAUGCUGGCCAGAAUGACAUUAGAUGUCAUUGGUGAAGCUGCUUUUGACUAUCAAUUUGGAGCGCUAGACGACCAAAGAAAUGAGCUUGCACGUCUCUUUCAGAAUCUCUUUGUCGAUUCUGUGCUCCAUCCACCUGCAUGGGAUAUAUUGUUUAGGGCUACGUGGCACUACAUUCCUGAUAGUAUCUUGCACUACGUUAGGUAUUUGCCAACGAGAGAAUACAGCCGCUUCAAACAGUUCCUGGACGCCGCUUUCCGCGUUGGACAGGACCUCGUAGACCAGAAAGCGUCCUCCAGUGAAAAGGGUGGUAAGAAUAUUGUGAGCAUCUUGGCUCAAUCCAGUGUUUCCGACGAUGUCAAGAAACGUUUAACCAGCGAUGAGAUGCUUUCCCAAGUAGCGACAUUCCUUUUGGCCGGUCACGAUACAACCGCCAAUACUCUUACCUGGACGCUAUAUGAACUCUCCAAGAGACCAGAAGAUCAGAGGAAGAUACGCGACGAAAUAGCGGCCGUCCGCAAGGAGAUUAAAGCACGUGGAGAUGAAGACUUCGUCCCUAGUGACUUCGACUCGAUGCCCUUCAUGAAUGCCGUCAUCAAGGAGAGUCUGCGAUUGCACCCUAUUGCUCCCAUGCUCUUCCGAGAAGCGGCUGAUGAAGAUGUUAUCCCCCUUUCUGAGCCGAUUGAGACUGUGUCAGGUAAAUUCAUCAACCAAAUUCCCGUUAGCAAGGGUCAAGCGAUCAACAUUUCCAUUUGCUCGUACAAUCGACUGCAGAGUGUUUGGGGCGAAGAUGCAGAUAGUUGGAACCCAGAUAGGUUCUUGGGCAGUGACAAAGAGAGGCAGGCGUCCGUCGGCGUUUUCGCGAACUUAAUGACUUUUUCUGCAGGUAUACGUGCUUGUCUCGGAUGGCGCUUUGCGCUACUUGAGAUGAAAACUGUGCUCACGGAGCUUAUCGAGACGUUCGAGUUUAAAUAUCCUGAGGGAUUGGACGUUAUGCGGCUCAGCUCGGGAAUCAUGUCACCCGCCAUUAGAGGGAAGGUUGAGAUGGGGAUACAGCUGCCUCUGCACGUCUCGCUCGUGAAUGGAGCCUAA